Plasmodium cynomolgi strain B is the source of this 405-nucleotide messenger RNA. Its product is annotated as RNA binding protein. Lineage: Eukaryota; Apicomplexa; Aconoidasida; Haemosporida; Plasmodiidae. The coding region runs from base 1 to 405 and encodes 134 amino acids. Gene Ontology annotation, molecular function: RNA binding. The transcript is spliced from 2 exons. The record is from RefSeq and is a predicted model, not a curated record.
AUGCCAUACAUCCGCGAUUCGGGAGAAAAUCACAUAAAGGAACUGACCAGGGAGCGUGUCAGGCUGAAUAAACGCACAACCAAUUCGAUUACCCUUGGCGCAAAUUUUCUGUUUAUAUGUAACUUAGACAACAGGCUUUCUUCCAAGGACGUUACGCAUUUCUUUAAUUAUUUUAUCGGCAACAAUAAUUGCGUAGCACGCAUACGAAGGAAUAAAUACACAGGCAGAAACAUGGGGCACGGAAUUUUGAAAUUCCAAAAGGCAGAAGACGCAACGCUCGUUUUGCUCAAUUACCAGGGAAUCAAACUGGGAGAGAAAAACAUUAUCCUAACCGAGGCCUUCAAGAACGAACACCUGAAGCAGAAGAAGCACAUCUGCAAUGUUUUGCAGCCAAGCAAGUCGUAA